UCCACAUCCCCCUCCCCCGGCUAUCUCAACGCAAUCCUGACACUAAUAGCUCGACGACUUCUAUCUAUUCUUAGUUUCUGUCUGUUCUUUUCUUCCCCGAUCACAUUCCGCUCAACCUAUGAUCCUCAGCGCCCCGGGAGAUCUCCGCCGGUGAAGUCAACCUCCAACCCGCUUGUUCGCUCCCAGCCGGUCUACCGAGGUCCCACACAACGAGACACCAUGGAUGCUCUUGUGUCUCAUCUGGACACCUUGGUCCAGAACCCGGAUCUUGCGCCCCUCUUGUCGCUCCUCAAGGGUGUCCGAAAUGGCGCCAUUUAUGGCGCCAAAGUGCGCUUUCCGCAUGCCUUGGUGAUGAUCUUCCUCUUCCGCUCCGGAACUAUCCGCGAGAAAACCAAACUCGUCUUAAAGGCGACCCGCCAACAUGCUCGCAACCUAGCAACCUUUGCCUUCAUCUACAAGAGUGUGAUGCUAGCUCUGCGCUAUCUGAACCCCGCCGGUGCUGGGAAAGAGGGCCGGUAUGACACCUUCUUCGCAGGCGCGCUGGGAGGUUAUGCUGUGUUUGGACGACACAAGACUAGUGUUACGCAGCAGAUCGUCAUCUACGUGUUUGCGCGCGUGGUUCUGGCCGCUGGAAAACUCUCCGUCCAGCCCAACAUGCACCCCCUCUCCUCCCUCAUCACCCCCGACUCGCGGACGCAGAUCCAGAAUAAUGCCUGGCCGGUGUUUGCCUCGCUCAGCUGGGCCUUCGUCAUGUACAUCUUCCGCUGGUAUCCCGAAACCCUCAUGUCGAGUCUCCGAAGCAGCAUGGUUUACAUCUACGCCGACUCCGACCACUGGGACUCCUUCCGUAACCUCCUCAUUCACAACAAAUAGACUACCUUCCCGUUAUAUUCCCAUGCCCUUUCCCCACCCAUCCACCCAUCGUUCCUUCCGUCCCGCUCAUUUCCCCCUCCUUCCCUACGGCUGGGCCCGCGUCUUUUUCUUGAUUUCCACGGCGUAUAGAGUUGGUGCAUAUAGUAUUCUCAUGGUUUUGGUCUUUUUCUUCUUGUCUAUGUUUCCCUGGCUCCUCUUGUAUCUAUUAUUCAUGACGAAUGGAC
Messenger RNA from Aspergillus campestris IBT 28561, 1097 nucleotides. RefSeq names its product Tim17/Tim22/Tim23/Pmp24 family protein. Bases 220 to 873 code for a protein of 217 amino acids. Lineage: Eukaryota; Fungi; Ascomycota; Eurotiomycetes; Eurotiales; Aspergillaceae. The record is from RefSeq and is a predicted model, not a curated record. The transcript is spliced from 6 exons. Gene Ontology annotation, cellular component: peroxisomal membrane.